AAAGAAGGCUGGCACAAAAAUUGUGGGAGGCGUAGAAACACAGGUGAAUGAGUACCCUUGGAUGGUUAUGAUGGCUAAUCCUCAGGGAAGUUACUACGGAUGUGGAGGUACCCUAGUUUAGCAGAGUGGGUUGUAACUGCUUCUCAUUGUAUUUUUACAGAUGGACCAAACCAGGACCAAGCAAUCACACCAAGCCAAAUAUCUGUUGUUCUUGGAGAGCAUGAUCGAAUCUCAACUACAGAAACACAAAUCAGGAAGCAGUUUUUUGUUGAGAAGAUUAUUACACAUCCAGGAUAUGUUCGGGCUACAUUUAAAGAUGACAUUGCUCUUCUUAAGCUCAGUACAAAGGCUGAUCUGAAUAUUUAUACUCCAGCAUGUUUACCACCUACUGGGACAUCGUUUGUUGGGAAAACUGGAACAGUUUAUGGUUGGGGUACAACAUCGUCUGGUGGACAGGUCUCUAACAAGCUAUUGAAAGUUAACCAAGAUGUUGUCAGCAUUGCUACUUGUAAAACUGUUUUUUAUAAUUCGAUUCUUGAUGGUAUGCUGUGUGCAGGAGGAGUACUAGGAAAGGAUUCUUGUCAAGGAGACAGUGGAGGUCCAUUCACAGUUCCUGAUGCAACCAACAUUCAUUCAUUGGCAGGAGUUGUCAGUUGGGGUGAUGGUUGUGCAAAGGCUGGUAGUUAUGGAAUAUAUGCUGAUGUGGCUUACUACAAUGCCUGGCUUCAAGAACAGUUUGCUGCUAACGGUGGAAUAACACUAACCUAAUCACUCUCUAUCUUUACUUUGCAAGAAUAAUAUUAAAAUCCCUUUAUUUCGUUUUUGCAACAAUUCAUCUUUAUAAUUGUAUAUAAAUUAAGCCAAACAGCUGAUUGUAAAACCUUUUUAUCUUUAUCUUACAAAUUUUAAAAAACAACUCAGUUAUUUAACAACAAUUUUCUACAUGCUUAUUACACAUUUUUUUAAUUAUUUAAAUAAAACGCUUUCUUCCGGACAAAUGAAAUUAAUC
Molecule: messenger RNA, 1009 nt
Organism: Eurytemora carolleeae
Lineage: Eukaryota; Metazoa; Arthropoda; Copepoda; Calanoida; Temoridae
Product: trypsin alpha-3-like
Exons: 10
Coding region: 100-768 (222 amino acids)
Biological process (GO): proteolysis
Molecular function (GO): serine-type endopeptidase activity
Source: RefSeq, a predicted model, not a curated record